AUGAAGUUCUCCGCUUUCGUCCUCGCCGCCGCUGGCAUUGUCGCCGCCGCCCCCGGCACUCAGCUCGUCCAGCGCAACUACUCUCCUCUCACCCCUCGCUCGUCUCGCUCCCGCUACAACUCUUCUCCCAUUAAGAGACUCUCCACCGAGGCCGUUGAGACCCUUGAGAAGACCUCCGGUGUCAAGAACGUCGACUACUCCAGCAACUGGGCCGGUGCCGUCAAGAUCGGAACCGGAUACAACCACGUCACCGGUACCAUCACCGUUCCCGAGGUCAGCGGCUCCAGCGGCGCCGCCGCCUCCGCCUGGGUCGGUAUCGACGGCGACACCUGCCAGACCGCCAUCCUCCAGACCGGUAUCUCCUUCUACGCCGACGGCACCUUUGACGCCUGGUACGAGUGGAUCCCCGACUACGCCUACAGCUUCUCCGGCUUCUCCGUCUCCGUCGGCGACCAGAUCAAGAUGACCGUCGACGCCUCCUCCAAGACCAAGGGUGUCGCCACUCUCCAGAACCUCACCACCGGCAAGACCGUCACCCAUACCUUCACCAGCACCCCCUCCUCCCUCUGCGAGACCAACGCCGAGUGGAUCGUCGAGGCCUUCGAGGAGAACGGCAGCCAGGUCACCCUCGCUGACUUCGGCACCGUCGUCUUCACCGGCGCCGCCGCCUCCGGUUCUAGCGGCUCCACCACCCCUGCCGGUGCUGAUAUCAUUGAUAUUUCCCCCAACAGCGGCCGCACCAUCGAGGCCUCUGCCUCCGUCAGCGGCAGCACCGUCACCGUCAAGUACGUCGGCUAA
Messenger RNA from Colletotrichum abscissum, 798 nucleotides. RefSeq names its product peptidase A4 family protein. Gene Ontology annotation, molecular function: glutamic-type endopeptidase activity. The record is from RefSeq and is a predicted model, not a curated record. Gene Ontology annotation, biological process: proteolysis. The transcript has a single exon. Bases 1 to 798 code for a protein of 265 amino acids. NCBI's taxonomy places the organism in Eukaryota, Fungi, Ascomycota, Sordariomycetes, Glomerellales, Glomerellaceae.